UUUAGUAAUGUGAUUACUACGAUGUAUUAUCUACAUUUGUGUCAAAAAAAAAAAUGUACUUAUCUACCUUCAAAAUUUUUCUCUCAAAGGUCAGAAUAGAGUUAGUUCUAUAUUGUAAAUAAUGUCAUAAUUAGAAUGAAAAUACACUAUACAAAUACAUGCUUAAGAUUGUGCUAUAAAAUCAUUGGGACUCAAUCUUCAUCUUUAUCAACCUUGUCAUCUGAAAUAAUCCCAAAAAUCCAGAUUUCUGCUCGAAAACUCCAAAGUGUUCGUCGAGAAUUUGCCUAUCUUUUACAAUUACCAAGCUUUUCAGAAAAACCCAUUUUGUACUAUAAACAAAUUCAUGGCUACCUUCUUGUUUCUGGUCUUGGGUACGAUGUUUAUCUGGGAAACAUUCUUAUGCAUUUGUACUCUAAACUGGGUUGCGUUAGUUAUGCACAGAAAGUGUUUGAUAAAAUGCCUAAGAGAAACUUGAUAUCUUGGUCAACCAUGGUUAAAAUUUAUGUGCAGCAUGGUUUUGCUGAAGAGGGUUUAAUGGUCUUUUCAGAAUGUAGGUGGAGUUGCGAUGAGAACCCUAAUGAGUAUGUAUUAGCAAGCGUGGUGCGUGCUUGUGUGCAGAUGGGUGUUCUGGCACAGGGAACUCAAGUGCAUGGUUUUGUUGUAAAGAGUGGUUUGAGUGAACAUGUGUAUGUGGGUACUGCAUUGACUGAUUUUUAUGCAAAGAUAGGCGAUAUCGAUGAUGCUAGAUUGGUUUUUGAUGAGCUAAAUGAGAAAAGUUUGUUUACUUGGACUAUAAUGAUGACAGGAUAUGCUAAGAGUGGAAGAAGUGAUGUUUCAGUGAUGCUGUUUCAUCAGUUGAUGAGGGAUCAUGAUGUUGUCCCUGAUAGAUAUGUUCUUUCUAGUGUACUAAAUGCCUGCUCAGUGCUUGAGUAUUUUGAGGGGGGUAAACAAAUUCAUGCUCAUGUAUUGAGAAGACGAAUGGAACUGGACGUUUCUGUAAUGAAUGUGCUGUUAGAUUCUUAUGUGAAAUGUGGUAGAGUAUUAAGUGGAAGGAAGUUAUUUGACAAGAUUGAUGCAAAAGAUGCUAUUUCAUGGACCACUAUGAUUGCUGGAUAUAUGCAGAAUUCGUUUCAUGUUGAAGCCUUACAAUUGUUUCAUCGAAUGAAUAGAUGUGGUAGGAAGCUUGAUGAUUUUGUGUGCUCAAGCAUUCUCAAUUCAUGUGGUUCACUUGAAGCUCUUUUGCCAGGAAAACAGGUCCAUGCUUAUAUUAUUAAAGCAAAUCUCGAGUAUGAUAAAUAUGUGAGGAAUGGACUGAUUGAUAUGUAUUCCAAAUGUAAUUCCCUUGCAGAUGCAAGAAUGGCUUUUGAUUCAGUGAUUCAGAACAAUGUGAUAUCUUAUAAUGCAAUGAUCGAGGGAUACUCAAGAUUGGGAAUGAUCUCUGAAGCAUUAAUUUUGUUCCAUGAUAUGAGGAUUAAGCUGCUACAUCCCAGUCUCUUAACAUACGUUAGCAUUCUUGGGGUAGCAGCGUCACUUUCUUUUUUGGAAUUGAGCAAACAAAUUCAUGGCCUUAUCAUCAAGGUAGGUGGGUCUAGCAACUUGUUUGCAAGCAGUGCCUUGAUAGAUGUUUAUUGUAAAUGCAAUUUUCUCGAGGAGGCACGACUGGUGUUUAAUGAGAUCAGUGAGAAAGAUGUGGUAGUGUGGAAUGCUUUGCUCUUUGGCUAUACUCAACAGCUGGAAAAUGAAGAGGCUCUUAAUCUUUACAGUCAAUUUCAAGUGGCUGGACAAAAGGCUAAUGAGUUCACUUUUGUUGCAAUGCUCACUGCGGCAAGUAAUCUUGCUAGUCUUCGCCAUGGUCAACAGUUUCAUUGUCAGCUAAUGAAAUCUGGCUUAGACAGUGAUGCUUUUGUCACAAAUGCCCUGUUGGAUAUGUAUGCUAAGUGUGGAUGCUUACAAGAUGCAUACAAAUUAUUUAAUACCACAACGUGGAAGGAUAUUGCCUGUUGGAAUUCUAUGAUUUCCACUUAUGCAAAUCAUGGAGUUGCUGAAGAAGCUCUUUCCUUGUAUGAGAAGAUGCUCCAAGAUGGGUUGCAACCAAACUAUGUGACAUUUAUAGGGCUUCUCUCGGCAUGCAGUCAUGUAGGGCUGGUAGAAGCUGGGCUUAACCAUUUUGACACAAUGUUCAGCUACGGAAUUGAACCAGGUAUGGAGCAUUAUGCCUGCAUGGUGUCUCUCUUUGGACGAGCUGGUAAGCUGAAUGAUGCAAAAGAAUUUAUUGAGAAAAUGCCAGUUAAACCUGCUGCUAUAGUGUGGAGAAGCUUGCUCAGUGCCUGUCGAGCCACUGGAAAUUAUGAAUUAGGUGCUUAUGCUGCAGAGAUGGCUAUAUCCUCUAACCCAGAAGACAGUGGAUCGUACAUUUUGCUUUCAAAUAUAUAUGCAUCCAAAGGUAUGUGGACAGAGGUGAAGGAGAUCCGGGAAAGAAUGGAAUCGAAUCUAGUGAUCAAAGAGCCAGGCUGCAGUUGGAUUGAAAUAGAUGAUAAAGUGAAUACUUUUGUGUCAAGAGACAUAUCACACUGCAGAACUGAUGAGGUCUUCUCAGUCUUGCAUAACUUGAUCAAAGAGAUGAAAGGAGUCGGUCAUGUAGUUGACACAGCUCCAACCCUGAUUGAUUACUCAUGAAGAAACUGAAUAACGAUUGUUCUAUUGACAGCAUUCGGAUGAUUCGUCAGGUUUAUCUACUCAUCUGAUUUUGAUAGCUAAAGAUACUCCAUAGUUUGCCAAUUGCUUAGGUAGGAAAUUCAUACGUCUCUGGUGCAAUUACUGCUUAUAGGUAUUUGGAAUACUAAUGCAGAGUCCAAUUUCAAAACCAACUACCUUUCUACUACCUACUUGCAUCCUCUUUUGUGACGGAAUUUGUUCUUUUUCCUUGUUUUUUAAGACAAUUAACAUAGAGAUGUGAGGGGAGGGUAAGACAUGAUUAAUGGUUGCAUCUGUGAUUAAAAGAUGAUAGUGAAAUCGAACUCAACACUACUUAUUUUUUUUUAAUUGUCUAUUAGUACUGAGUAAUUUACCCAAUGAAUAGAUGUAGCUUUAUACGUUUCAAAGCUAGGUAAGUGAUUAAAAAAUGUUACUCCGUAGUAAUUACAUUCACAAGGAGUUGAAAUUAAUUAAUACUUCACAAUAUUUUUGGUUCAAGUUCCUCUUUCGUCUCCCCUAUUUAAUGUUGCUUUGUAAUACAUUGCCCUAAUUCUUCAUUUAUUCUGGUCUAAUGUUGUUAUGACUAUACCUUGACAGUUCUAAGCCAAAGUUAUGACUUAUGA
Messenger RNA from Chenopodium quinoa (quinoa), 3317 nucleotides. Its product is annotated as pentatricopeptide repeat-containing protein At4g39530-like. NCBI's taxonomy places the organism in Eukaryota, Viridiplantae, Streptophyta, Magnoliopsida, Caryophyllales, Amaranthaceae. Gene Ontology annotation, molecular function: RNA binding; protein binding. Gene Ontology annotation, biological process: RNA modification. The record is from RefSeq and is a predicted model, not a curated record.